Anthonomus grandis grandis is the source of this 2319-nucleotide messenger RNA. Its product is annotated as apoptosis-inducing factor 3-like. The transcript is spliced from 9 exons. Gene Ontology annotation, molecular function: 2 iron, 2 sulfur cluster binding; oxidoreductase activity, acting on NAD(P)H; flavin adenine dinucleotide binding. The record is from RefSeq and is a predicted model, not a curated record. Gene Ontology annotation, cellular component: cytoplasm. Bases 332 to 2053 code for a protein of 573 amino acids. NCBI's taxonomy places the organism in Eukaryota, Metazoa, Arthropoda, Insecta, Coleoptera, Curculionidae.
CGAUCAUGUGACCUCAAUUCCUCAAUCUAAUCUUAACCUUGAUUACUGGGAAUUCUGAGAUAGGUAUUAUAAUGUGCAAGAUAUCAUUUUCAAUGGUUUCGUUUCGGUGUUAUAAUUAUUAGGAAAUCACUAAAAUUAUUCCUUUCACUAUAGUGUACUGCUGGUCGUUUGUUCGGAAUCGUCGGGACGGUAAACACCCGCGAAAAACGUUAAAAUAAUUGCGAGUUACAGUGAAUGGACGUGAUACAAAUAGUGAAUCAUGGGUUGUAACUCUUCAAAGUUGGAAAUAACUCCCGAAACUGGUACUUUGUAGGACAUUAAAACGUGCACCAUGACUAAAAAUAUGAGAACCGCAUUUUGGUAUUUACGGCGUUUGACCUUGAAGAAUCGUUUUCAGGAAUUUCUUACAAUUCGGGGGUUUUCUUUGGAUAAGUUGGCAGAUCGAUCCAGCCAAAAUGAAAAACAAGCAGAUUCCGAAUUCUUGGAAGGGGUUGUGUGCCAAAUACAGGACCUCAAAGAGAACGAAAUGAAAACCGUCGAACUGGAAGAACACAAAGUUCUGCUAGUCAAGCAAAAUGGAAAAAUCAGCGCUCUUGGCUCCAAAUGUACCCAUUAUGGGGCGCCAUUAGUCAGCGGGGCUUUGGGCGAUGGUAGGAUAAGAUGCCAAUGGCACGGCGCCUGUUUCAACUUGGAAACCGGCGACAUCGAAGAUUUUCCUGGAAUGGACUCCCUGCCUUGCUAUAAAGUCACUGUAGAAGAUGGAAAUGUAAAAGUAAGAGCUAAGAGGGCGGAACUCAUUAGCAACAAACGUGUAAAAUCUUUAGGGAAGAAAUCGCAUUUCACUAGGGAGAGGUUUGUUGUUAUUGGUGGAGGACCAUCGGGAGCUACUGCAGUAGAAGCGUUAAGGCAAGAAGGCUUUACUGGUGAGAUAGAUUUUGUCAUGAAAGAGAACUAUUUGCCUUAUGAUAGGGUGAAAGUUAGUAAACAGAUGGAUUUUGAUAUAAUCAAGGCGCAGUUCAGGGACGACCAGUUCUACAAGAAUCAUGACAUUAACGUACUUAAGGGUGUAGCUGCCACUGCUGUAGAUACAUCAAACAAAUCAGUCAGUCUCUCAAACGGUCAAGAAAUCAAAUAUGACAAACUCUACAUUGCCACCGGUUGUAACCCCAGAAAACCUCCUUGUCCAGGCAAUACUGCCAAAAACGUUUGUAUCUUUAAAGAUUAUGAAGAUGCUGCGUAUGUCUAUCCAAAACUUACUCCGGAAACUGAAGUGGUGGUAGUUGGGUCGAGUUUUAUAGGAAUGGAGGCGGCCAGUUAUGUAGUAAAUAAAGUGAAAAGCGUGACUGUGAUUGGAAGAGGAGCGGUACCUUUUAGAUCCUCUUGGGGUAAUAGGAUUGGUGCUGCUAUAUUGAAGAUGUUUGAAGGCAAGGGAGUUAAAUACGUGGCUAAUAGUGGAAUUAAAACAAUCAACGAAAACGAGCAAGGAGCCGUAUCCAGCGUAGAACUCACGGACGGCACGAUCCUCAAGUGCGAUUUUCUUUUCUGCGGCAUUGGUAGCAACUUCGCCACCGAUUUCCUGGAAGGCUCUGGAAUCAAUGUGAGACCAGACGGAUCAGUUGAAGUUAAUGAAUAUUUACAAACCAAUAUUGCAGACGUUUAUGUGGGUGGUGAUAUUGCUUAUGCUCCAGUUUGGUCGCAUCAUAAUCAAAAAUCUGCCAUAGGUCAUUAUGGGCUUGCACAAUACCAUGGACGAUCAGCUGCACUUAAUAUGAUAGGAAAACCCACUCCUAUCAAAGCAGUUCCAUAUUUCUGGACCAUGUUGUUUGGAAAAGGGUUCAGGUACGCCGGUCAUGGAAAAUAUGAUGAUAUCGUAUAUGCUGGCGAUGUGGAGGAGUUAAAGUUUAUGGCGUUCUUUUUGGAUGGGGAUGAGGUUAUUGCGGUAUUGUCUUGUGGUAUGGAUCCCCUAGUGUCGAAAUUCGCUGAGCUGCUCGCCCAAGAUAAAAAACUAUACAGGGCGGACCUAAAAGAUGACCCACUAGCGUGGACCAAGUAAUUGACCAAGUGACAUUUAAAAAAAAAACCUUUAACAGUAAUUAAAAUAUUUUAAAGAAAUAUUUAUUUCCUUUGUUCAGUGAUUAUAUUUAUAAGAUAUUAAUUGUACUUAUUGUGGCUUUCAGUAUAUGUAAUUUAAAUGUAUAGGAAAAUGUUGCAUUUUUAUGAGAUUAUUAUUGAUAAUUGUUAUUGGUUUGAAUACAGAUAGUUUAAAUGACUGUUGGACUAAAAGUAUUACGAAAAGUUGAAUAAAAAAUAUUUUGUGAA